Hipposideros armiger (great roundleaf bat) is the source of this 1482-nucleotide messenger RNA. It is a transcript of the gene FLT3LG, whose product is annotated as fms related receptor tyrosine kinase 3 ligand. The coding region runs from base 586 to 1461 and encodes 291 amino acids. Gene Ontology annotation, molecular function: cytokine activity; receptor tyrosine kinase binding. The record is from RefSeq and is a predicted model, not a curated record. Gene Ontology annotation, cellular component: membrane; cell surface. The transcript is spliced from 8 exons. Lineage: Eukaryota; Metazoa; Chordata; Mammalia; Chiroptera; Hipposideridae. Gene Ontology annotation, biological process: positive regulation of cell population proliferation.
UAGACUGAGGGUGUGGGCAUGGUGACGAUCGAGGCAGGGAGCCAGGUGAGGAGGUCGCUGUGAUACUCAGGUGGGAGAGAAUGGUGACAGACCCCGGUUGAUGGCAAGCGGAGGUGUUGAGAACUGAUCGGAAUCUGGACACAUUUUGAUGGUCAGCCAACAAAUUUGCUGAUGGACUGGACUCUCUGUGGGCAGUGAGAGGCAGAGUCACAAGUCCAUGCCAAGGCUUGGGGGUUCAGGGCGAAGAUGAAGGGCUCAGGGUGACCUCCUUGCCACAUGUGCAUUGGUUCUAGUUGGAGACAGGUCCGGGUUCGAGCCCCAGGUACCUAUUCAGUGUGUGUCCUACUCCGGGAACUUACCCAACUUCAGCCCUCCAGGGUGAGGCACUCUCCGCGGCGUGAGCCGCUACCUAUCACCACCAGGUGGCGCCCCUGGAUUCAACCAGAUCCACCCCAACUCAUUUAUUUAUCUCCCCCCAAAAUUUCCUUUCACUUUCGAUCUCUGGCUGUCACCCAGCCUGGCCCUUUCCACACCCAGCUGGGGCAAGCCUGAUCUGGCCACAGGCAUGAGGGGCCCCCGGCCGAGAUGAUAGUGCUGCUGCCAGCCUGGAACCCAACUACCUCCCUGCUGCUGUUGCUGCUGCUCAGCCCCUGCCUCCGUGGGACGCCCGACUGCUCCUUCCCCCACAGCCCCAUCUCCUCCACCUUCCCUGACACCAUCCGCAAGCUGUCUGACUACCUGCUUCAAGAUUACCCAGUCACCGUUGCCUCCAACCUGCAGGAUGAUGAGCUCUGUGGGGCCUUCUGGCGCCUAGUCCUGGCCCAGCGCUGGAUGGGACGGCUCAAGACUGUGGCUGGGUCCCAGAUGGAAAACCUGCUGGAGGCUGUCAACACCGAGAUACACUUUGUCACCUUAUGUGCCUUCCAGCCCCUCCCCAGCUGUCUUCGCUUCGUCCAGACCAACAUCUCCCACCUCCUGCAGGACACCUCCAAGCAGCUGUUGGCCUUGAAGCCCUGGAUCACCCACCGGAAUUUCUCCGGGUGCCUGGAGCUGCAGUGUCAGCCGGAUUCCUCCACCCUGCUGCCCCCAAGAAGUCCCUGGGCCUUGGGGGCCACAGCCCUGCCAGCCCCUCAGGCCCCUAUGCUGCUCCUUGUGCUGUUGCUGCCCACGGCCCUCCUGUUGCUGGCUGCUGCCUGGUGCCUGCACUGGCGAAGGAGGAGGCGGAGGAUGCUUCACCCUGGAGAGCCGAGGCGGACACUGAGGCCCAGAGAGAGGAGUCACCUGCCAGAAGACACAGAGCCGGGACUUGGAGGAAGUCAGCUAGAGACUGGUCCCUUCCUGGACAGCACUGCCCCUGUCACUCUCUCCCCAGGAUGGAGGCAACGCCAGCACCCAGCGCCGGCCCCAGCCCCACCUGCCUCCCUCUGUACAAAGCCCUUGCCCCCAGGAAGUUGUAUAUAAAUCCUUUUCCACCUGCUCUAA